This is a messenger RNA of Aplosporella prunicola CBS 121167, 1563 nucleotides long. RefSeq lists its product as uncharacterized. Gene Ontology annotation, biological process: pyrimidine nucleobase metabolic process; pyrimidine nucleoside metabolic process. Gene Ontology annotation, molecular function: pyrimidine-nucleoside phosphorylase activity; thymidine phosphorylase activity; 1,4-alpha-oligoglucan phosphorylase activity. The transcript has a single exon. The record is from RefSeq and is a predicted model, not a curated record. Bases 174 to 1499 code for a protein of 441 amino acids. Gene Ontology annotation, cellular component: cytosol. Lineage: Eukaryota; Fungi; Ascomycota; Dothideomycetes; Botryosphaeriales; Aplosporellaceae.
GUGUCUGCGACACCAUCUUUCAUUGUCUGACCACUGCCCCUCUCCAUCGCUGCCUACUCGGCCGUUUGCCACUACCUUGCGCAAUCUAGCCACGCGGCCGAAACCGACUCUGGUCUCAGGCUGUUCGCUUUCUGCCGCUACAUUUUCGUUCCGUACAUACGACCCUUGACGCCAUGGACACCUGGUUGCCGCAGGAAGUCAUCCGCCAUAAGCGCGACGGCCUCGCUCUCAGCACGUCGGACAUCCAGCGCUUCGUGUCGGGAAUUACAGAUGGGAGCCUGAGCGAGGGGCAGAUAGCGGCGUUCGCCAUGGCCGUCUGGCUCAAGGGCAUGGUGCUGGAGGAGCGCAUCGCCUUCACCGCGGCCAUGCGGGACUCUGGCCAGGUGCUCAAGUGGGAGCUGCCCGGCCCGGUCGUCGACAAGCACAGCACCGGCGGCGUCGGCGACUUCAUCAGCUUGCCCCUGGCUCCGCUGCUGGCUGCGUGCGGCUGCUACGUGCCCAUGAUCUCGGGCCGUGGCCUCGGCCACACGGGCGGCACCCUCGACAAGAUGGAGAGCAUCCCGGGCUACCGCGUCAUGCCGGACCCUGACCUCUUCAAGAAGGUCGUCGCCGACGUCGGCUGUGCCAUUAUCGGCCAGACGGGCGAUUUGGCCCCCGCGGACAAGAAGCUCUACGCCAUCCGUGACGUGACGGCGACGGUGGAGUCGAUCGACCUUAUCACAGCGAGCAUAUUGGGAAAGAAGUUGGCUGCCGGUCUGGAUGUCCUGAUUAUGGAUGUCAAGAUGGGCAAUGGCGCCUUCAUGACAAAGGUUGAGGCGGCACAACAGCUGGCCGAGAGUAUUGUGGCCGUUGCCAACGGCGCCGGUGUUCGCACCAGGGCUCUGGUGACGGACAUGAACCAACCGCUUGCUCGUAGCGCAGGCAAUGCCGUCGAGGUCGAGGAAGCCGUUGCUCUGCUAAAGGGCGAGGUCCGCAGCGAGCGCCUGUGGGAGAUUACGUUGGCGAUUGCAGAGGAGACUUUGGUCGAAGCUCGCAUAGAGUCCUCGAGAGAGGCUGCCCGGCAGAAGCUACUGGAGGCGUGGAAGAGCGGCGCGGCAUUGCAAAAGUUCGAGCAAAUGGUGACGGCACUGCAAGGCCCAGCAGACUUCACUUCCAACAUGGACAAGUACCUUCCGCGCGCACCGAUCGUCAAGCCCGUCUAUGCCGAGAAGGCAGGUGUUGUGGAGGAAAUCGAUUCCCGGAAUGUCGGCCUUGCUGUCGUCGCUCUGGGUGGCGGCCGCAGGCGACCUACGGAUCUCGUCGACGCCGCCGUGGGCUUCACGAAGCUGGCGUUCCCCGGCGAAGCUGUGGACGCGAGUCACCCCAUUGGCGUCGUCCACGCGCAGACCGAGCAGCAGGCAGACGAUGCCGCGUUGGCCUUGAGAACGGCGUACCGUCUCGGUGCCGCUGAGAAACUGCCUGGCAUGGCGGCGCUGCCGGCAGUAUACCAGAGAGUAUAGUUAGAGGCUUGGGGACGAUGUAGAUAGACCCGGUGGUGCCGGGGAAUUGAAUGCCGUACAUGGG